AUGCCACAAGACCCAAAAAUUGUCAAAGUCGAGGAACUCCCCGCAACCGAAGCGAAAUGGAUCGAGUUUCAGAAGAUCUCAUGGCAAGACCAAACAGGCAAAGACCGCGUCUGGGAAGCCGCCGCGCGCAAAACCCGUGGCAAAGCCGGUGUCGACGCCGUCGCCAUCGUCACCAUAAUCCGGCACCCAAACCGCCCGCCCUCGACCAUCAUCAUCUUGCAGUACCGCCCGCCCGUCGACGCCGUGUGCGUCGAGCUCCCCGCCGGCCUGGUCGACGAGAAGGAAUCGCCCAGCGACGCGAGUGUGCGCGAGCUGCACGAGGAGACGGGGUACAAGGGCAGGCUAAGUUUCAUUAGCCCGACCAUUGUGAGCGAUCCGGGGCUGAGUACGGCGAAUAUGCAGCUGGCGGUUGUGGAGGUGGAUCUCAAAGAGGGCGAUGAGGAGCCGGAGCAGAAGCUGGAGGAUGGCGAGUUUAUCGAGAGGGUGGUGGUGCCGGUUGGGGAGCUUUAUGAGAGGCUGGUACAGUAUGAUAGGGAGGGGAAGACGGUGGAUGCGAGGCUUUGGCAUUGGGCGGCGGGUUAUCAUGCGGCGAAGACGAUGCUGUGA
Messenger RNA from Parastagonospora nodorum SN15, 606 nucleotides. RefSeq lists its product as hypothetical. The record is from RefSeq and is a predicted model, not a curated record. Gene Ontology annotation, biological process: nucleoside phosphate metabolic process; ribose phosphate metabolic process. The transcript has 2 exons. The coding region runs from base 1 to 606 and encodes 201 amino acids. Gene Ontology annotation, molecular function: ADP-ribose diphosphatase activity. Gene Ontology annotation, cellular component: nucleus. NCBI's taxonomy places the organism in Eukaryota, Fungi, Ascomycota, Dothideomycetes, Pleosporales, Phaeosphaeriaceae.